UCAUUAAUAUGAUACCGCUCGGUUGAUAUUCGUCGAGGUAAACAAGCGAUGAUUCAGCGAAUCAACCUCUCUCUUCCUCAUCUUCUUCUCCUCGUGUUACUUGUUUCGGUGACUGAUCGAGGACUUUGUAUUCGGUUACCGGAUCGGGUAUCGACUACCGUUAAGUACCCGUCGGACACGCCCCUCAAAACAGCGGUUUUCGCCCUAGGUAGCUUCUGGAGAUCGGAGGCUGUGUUUGGUUGCUUGGACGGCGUCGUUAGGGUAACAGCCGGUUAUGCCGGUGGAUCCAAGUUUAAUCCGGAAUACAGAAGCCUUGGCGAUCAUGCCGAGUCCGUAAAGGUUGAAUAUGAUCCUCAACUAAUUAGUUUCAGGAAACUUUUGGACGUUUUCUGGUCUAGUCAUGAUUCUAGGCAAGUCUUUGGACAAGGUCCUGAUGUGGGUAAUCAGUACAGGUCAAUUAUUUUUACAAAUGGAACUGAAGAAUCUAGCCUAGCUGCUGUGAGCAAAGAGAGAGAGCAAAUGAAAUCCAGGAGUAACAUUGUGACAACUCAGAUUCUACCACUAGGAGCAUUUUACACUGCAGAACCUGAACAUCAGAAAUUUGAGCUAAAGCGGAGUUCACUUCUUCUCCAGUUGAUGGGAAACUUGGCUGAAGAGGAGCUGGAGAGGUCAACACUGGCAGCAAAACUAAAUGGCUAUGCUGCAGAUCUUUGCCCUCCUAGGAUGCAAAGGCAGAUUGAUGCCAAGAUCAAUGACAUUAUAAAAAGAGGUUGGCCUGUUUUGAGAGAGAUGUAACUUGCCUUCAGAGUGGAAUUUUAGAUCAAACUGGUUCUCCUUACAGGCUCCAUCCAUGCCAUCUGCUUGUUUACUUGAGGCCUUUGAUAAUUUACAAGCUACGGAAAAAGAAUCGCAACCCGACAUUUCAUUGAUUCAGUUUUAGGGUUUAGAUGCCCUGAAUUUGCUACUGGCCUUUGUACUGUUGCAGCAUAGAAAAGAUCACAUUCAGGGUCUUAAAUAGGGACUUUUUGUACAUUUAUAUGGAGUCUAGUAUUUCAUACUAAAAUUUUUCUUGUUAUUUUGAUUUAUAUGAUCUAUUCUACUCGGAAAAUGGGUAAGCUAUGGGGUUUGAUGCGGAUAUCUUGUUAUCAUUAUAUAGUUUGUUUGGGAUAGAUGUGAAUCAACAAUCUAGUACUUGGGCUAA
This is a messenger RNA of Tripterygium wilfordii, 1201 nucleotides long. RefSeq names its product peptide methionine sulfoxide reductase A5. Lineage: Eukaryota; Viridiplantae; Streptophyta; Magnoliopsida; Celastrales; Celastraceae. Bases 49 to 795 code for a protein of 248 amino acids. The record is from RefSeq and is a predicted model, not a curated record. The transcript is spliced from 4 exons. Gene Ontology annotation, molecular function: peptide-methionine (S)-S-oxide reductase activity.